CAACGAGCACCGCUUAGGCAUUGUUUUCUAUAUAGAAUGUGAUUUGAAUGCGCCUAGCAGGCAGCCGUCUCUGUUUUUGCUCUGAAUUUUACCUUGUUUUACCACUGAUAAUCUGAGUGUAUGCUGUUUUAUUGUUGAUCAACUGUCAUCUUAUGUACUUGUGACACUGCAUGACAUUUUUGAGAGCUGCCGUGACGUAAUCAAAAUGGCGAUAGGUCGCCAUCACAUCGUCCUACUAGGAAGGUUCUUUGAUGCCUUUUUCCGGAAAGGAAUUCUCAAGAGUUUCGGUGUCCUAGUCCCAGCUUUGACUGUGUACCUGGGCACCAAUUACACAACCAUCGGGCUUAUCCUCUCACUCAAUGCUGCAUUUACACAACUAGCAUGUAUGCUGAUGAAUCCAUUGAUGAAGCGGUUAGGUACAAGACGUGUGGCUGCCACUGGCGGGCUUAUGUCAGGGAUUUGUAUCCUAACUACGGCUUUUACUCAAUCAGUCUAUUUGACAGGAUUUCUCUUCGUAUCCGCAGGGUUCUUUUCUGCAGCUUCUAACCUCGGCACGACAACGACCCUUCAGCAGCAUUUCGGAAGAAGGUUUGGCGCCAUGAAUUCCCUUGCUCUUAUCGGAAUAUCAGCAGGUUCUACCCUCUUACCUCUCUUAACAGCCGUACUGUACAGGUACUACGGACUCAGCGGGACCCUUCUUAUACUUGGUGGACUACUUCUGAACGAGUUCCCCAUCGGUGCUGUGCUAGUGCCUCCAAGGAAACGGAUCAUACGUGUGGGAACUGCUUUGGACGAAGGAAAUUGUGAUGUUAAAGAUAGCGUUCAGGUUGUUAUAGCGGGAAAUCUCCGAGGCAGUGAGUGUGGUCCUGUUGCAAAUAGCGCUAGUGAACAGUUUACUGAAUGUAAUACACAAAACGAAGCUUCGCUAGAUCAGGAACAGUCAUCUGCUAGUGCCAACUCCUGUAGAGACUGUAUGAAAGUAGUCAAAGACACAUUUGACUUCCGGAUAUUCCGGGAAGAGAAAUAUUUUACAUUCUUCAUGCUACCAAUACUAAUUCUUUCAUCUUUAGCCAACUAUGGCUGGGUCCUCUUUGUGACGUCCUACGCAAUUACAGUUGGCAUCGAAUCAUCCAAGGCUGCCUACCUUGCUGCCGUGGGCGCCGCCGGUGGCAUAGCUUCCUGUGCUCUGCAAGCCAUUGUCUUUCACAGGCGCCCUCAAUGGAGCCCGCAUGUAAUGGCUACGCUAUGUUUUACUGGCGCAUUGACGUUGAUAAUACAGACCUUACAAUCUGACCUACCUUACCUGUUAGUGUGUUCCUUCAUCAUUGGUGCUAGUCUCUACGGUGUAUCAACCGCCGUAGAUGCCGUCGUAGCUGUCAUUGUCGCACCGCAUAAUUUCCAAGGUGCGAUCGCCUUCACCUUUGCCCUGGAAGGAAUCGGAACAUUAAUCGCUGGGCCAUUCUCGGGAUUCCUCUUCGACUUCACCGGGAGUUUCGAGACCGUGUUUCUUGUUAUUGGAGGCAUGGCCAGUCUCGCACACGUAUUUGGCGUCAUACUCAUCCUAACGCGGAGAUACAAUAGACGGCAUUACAAAGUGGUAGAAAUGGUGGAAGACCCUCUCUAAGUCCAAGUCUCAGGUGGCGCCCUUUAUCAGUCAGACUCAGUGUCAUUGAUUAGGAUAGUUUGGCCAACCCGGUUCGAAAACAAACAAAAAAUACGACAUGUUGUGAUCCAGUGAAGCCAAGUUGGCCAAACUCUGUGUAUAGAUGGCUCUGGUCAGACUCAGCUUCGGACUACCGUCUUACAAGCGAAAAGUUUGAAAACAGCGAAUACCGCGCAGUGAAUAUAAAGCCUUCAUCGUUCAAUAUGUACAAAGGUGUGUACGGCAGGCAUAGGGAAAGUCAACCUGUUAUAUAUUCAUUUAAAUAUAUACACAAAUACAAUAAAGGUGAUGCUCCGUAGACGAAGAAAUUGGAGCAUCAUUAUUUCUUGUAUUUCUGUGUAUUUUCUCGAACUCCGAGCUGAAAUCUAGAGUUUAUUCUUUGUGUAUAACUAUAUAUUUGAAUAAUAAUGCUCAAUCAUCCUCAGAAUCCUUGAAUGAUUAGUCUUAACUUUCAAAUGAAAAAAAAAUGAAAUAAAUGUAUCAACAUAAUUUUAUAUACAUAUAUGUAUAUUAACAGCAGUUGACUUUUCCAAUGCUCUUCGUAAACACUGCCUCGCAAUUAAUUAAACGUAAGGCCUCUUUACUCACUGUGUGACCAGUGUUAUUGAUUAGACACAUUGACUGUGUACCAUAGGUCUCUCUGUGUGUGAUACUCGCUUUAUUCGAAGAAUAGGCCUAUUCUUGGUUUCCCGAUUUGCCUUUGCCUUUAUAUAUGUGAUCACAAUUAUAUUGUAAGCUCCGCAGUCUAAUAUUAACGUAAUGGACCGACACAUUUUAAAUUCUAAAUUUCUCGAUUGGUGUUUAUUUCAACAUGGCCGCAGGUCGAGAUUGAAAUAAAAUGGCAGGAGGGAAAUUAUGAACUUGCAUUCAAAACUAUAAUUCAAUGACGACGUGCAUUCAAUAUGUGUGACAUGAAAUUGAGGGCAUUUUUUAUCCAGUAUGCCAUAUCAUAACUGACUUAAAACAUAUCUGUUCCGAUCUUACCAAUCUUAAAUUAUAAAGGAAUCAUGUAUAUUUUGUAAUUGAUUUGAAAAUUGUAAGUGAUAAACGGUGAAAGCCUAAUGUUUGUAUUUAUAUCCUCUACUCUCACCCUCUCUCUCUCUCUGUCUCUGUCUCUGUCUCUCUCUCUCUCCCUCUGUCUCUCUCGUAUCUAAGAUUUGAAUAAUAUUGUUAUUAUCAUCUUUAAUAUUCCUUAGUCCCUUUAUCGUAAGUCAUCCCUCUCUCGAUUUAUGGACGUAUAUAUAUUAUGUUCAUUCUCUAUUAGCGAUUCUCUUCAAAUGGUGCAAUGGCUCUGCAAGUAAGUUUUAUCGAAUGGGCCUACAUACAAAUUAUACCUCAUUUAAACUUGUUUGAUAACUGCUCGGGAGCUAUGAUUUAUGAAUAUAUGCCUAUUUUACUCCAAAGCAUCUUAUUCUAAAUGUGUUGUACGUCAGUAUUAUAGUCGUUUCCUAAUGUGCGUGAAAUACAUUUAUGAGCCAGGUAUUAUAAUGGUUUAAGCCAAAUAGUUAUCAUUUACUCCCUCCAUGAGGGAUUCAUUAGAUAAUCAUAUUACCUCCACCCUGGCAUCAGGUUAAUGUCAUUAAAAACAGACGAAAGACA
Messenger RNA from Strongylocentrotus purpuratus (purple sea urchin), 3262 nucleotides. Its product is annotated as monocarboxylate transporter 2. The transcript has 5 exons. Gene Ontology annotation, biological process: transmembrane transport. The coding region runs from base 206 to 1624 and encodes 472 amino acids. The record is from RefSeq and is a predicted model, not a curated record. Gene Ontology annotation, molecular function: monocarboxylic acid transmembrane transporter activity. NCBI's taxonomy places the organism in Eukaryota, Metazoa, Echinodermata, Echinoidea, Camarodonta, Strongylocentrotidae.